UCGAAGUAUGGGGACCGUGCGUUUCACCAUCGCUAUUCUACUAACUCUCGUCCAUCAAACAGAGUCCAGCUCUGUGUUUGUGCUGAAGGGACAGGAUGUUCGUCUGGAUGUCCAGGGAAGUGUUCAACUGAAAAAGGAUUUUGAUUUGCUAUUUUGGAAGUUUAAAACAUCAGUCAAUGUUGUAAAGUAUCCCCCAAAAGUAGCCUUUUUAGGGUACGAAGGGAGGGCUGAAUUAAGUGAGGGAAACUUCUCUCUGCUAUUGAAGAACCUUCAGGAAGGAGACAGUGGACCGUAUGAAGCAGUAGUGUCUGAUAUCAAAGACUACACUGUUGCUAAAUACAUCAUUGAAGUCCAAGAGAGAGUUGAGCCUCCAGUACUGACAGUGGACCCUGUCUCCACCAAGAGUGACCCCUGUAAUGCGACUGUGACCUGCAGAGGCCAGAACACCUCUGUCACCUCCAUCUGUAACAACAGCACCUGCUCUCAGGUGGGAGGAGAGAGUAGAGGGGCUGAGACCUCCACUGUCCCCCUGCUCUCUGUCUAUGUGGCAGGGGGUUCCAUCAUCUGUAACCACAGCAACCAAGUCAGCUGGGCCAACGACACCAAGGAGAUCGAAACGAUUUGUGUAUCUAAAUCUGCGGACCACAACUACUCUGUCACAGUCGUCAUCAUCAUCAUCAUCUUCAUCAUCAUCUUCACCUUGGUUGGAUGUGCCCUUUUUUAUUGGCGAAAGCCAAAUAAAGGUGGCAAAAGGGAAAUUAAGAACACAGAUUAUGCUACAGUUGGGACUCCAGAUAACAGUCAAGCAGGUGGUGAAGAGCAGGUGUCUCCAGGUGAAGGUCUAGCGUCACUCACCAUCUACAGUGAGGCAGGAGACCCCCAUCUCCAGCCUGUGAACCACCCCAUGACCUUCAUCAAAUUCAGUGUUGUAACCAAAUAAUGUCUCAUAAUUUGUUUUACAGAUUCAUCUUGUAAGGGAUCGGGGGUU
This is a messenger RNA of Coregonus clupeaformis (lake whitefish), 988 nucleotides long. RefSeq lists its product as uncharacterized. The transcript has 6 exons. Lineage: Eukaryota; Metazoa; Chordata; Actinopteri; Salmoniformes; Salmonidae. The coding region runs from base 8 to 940 and encodes 310 amino acids. The record is from RefSeq and is a predicted model, not a curated record.